Diaporthe amygdali is the source of this 348-nucleotide messenger RNA. RefSeq lists its product as uncharacterized. NCBI's taxonomy places the organism in Eukaryota, Fungi, Ascomycota, Sordariomycetes, Diaporthales, Diaporthaceae. The transcript has a single exon. The record is from RefSeq and is a predicted model, not a curated record. The coding region runs from base 1 to 348 and encodes 115 amino acids.
AUGUGGCCAGAGAGCCCACAAGGGCACAGUGCGGGCGGGCGAGGCGCCGCCGCCAGGCCCGCGCGUUGCUGGAGCGCCGUCUCGGUGAAGUCCUGCUGUGGGCUUGUCGGUCAAGGCGACGGCAAAAAUUCGAUGGUGACGAGAGAGAAUGCGAGAUCGUCCGCCUUGUUCGAUAUAUGCAAGGAAGAGAUGUCCAUGCCACGCACAAGAUUCCAGAACGCCGUCGCCGAAGCCCGCGUCCAGGCCCAGCAGGCGUACCUGGCGCGCGCUGGCGCCGUUUGUGCGCAGGCUGGGACGCCAUGCAGGGACAAUUACCAACGGUUCACCGCUACUGCGGCUCUUGGGUGA